Cololabis saira (Pacific saury) is the source of this 2643-nucleotide messenger RNA. RefSeq names its product receptor-type tyrosine-protein phosphatase C-like. The transcript is spliced from 12 exons. The record is from RefSeq and is a predicted model, not a curated record. Gene Ontology annotation, molecular function: protein binding. Lineage: Eukaryota; Metazoa; Chordata; Actinopteri; Beloniformes; Belonidae. The coding region runs from base 383 to 1936 and encodes 517 amino acids.
GGCUCGGAGCUGCUCCCCCAGAGAUGACUUUAGUCUCUUUUUCAGAAGUCGGAGGGUUUUCACACAUGAGCAGAAGGAAGUGAAGAUCAGACGAGAGAAGACUUCCUGUCAGCAGAAGUGGAGGUGAAGAAGGGCUCCUUGGCGUGUGACAUCACUCCUACUUAGUUGACUUGCAGCUCGAGGCAAGGUUUAGGGUUUGGGGAACAAGUCCAGGAAGCUGCGCCGACUGAUAAGGCCGAAGAAGAAGAAGAAGAAGAAAAAAAACCCUAUGUAGCUUGAAAUAAGGCAAUGCUUAGACGCUUAGUUGAGGAUUAGAAACACGACUUGACUUUGACCUGCGGCGGUUUGCGUUGUGUGGCCGCACACGCCCUAACCCGUGGACAUGGCAGCGCUCGGCGGUCUGAAGACCUGGGCGCUCUGGGCUGCCAUCGCCUGUUUGCUCAUGGGUGGAGGUGAAGCUCAGGCCAACACAACUGUGCCACCUCCAGAUUAUCAGCCGUGUUCGUACAACGUCACAACGAUCAUGUCAGGCUUCCAGAUUAACGCAGAACCAUUUGACAACGGCACCUACACAAUUACCAUCAAGGAAAACGUCAACGGAUCUCCUGAAAAGACAGAAACAUUGUCCAGUCCAACUUAUAACGUCACAAAUCUGAAGCCCUGCACUGAGUACAUGCUUAAUGUCAUGAUUACAAACGGUACAGAAAAGGUCUGCAGCAGUACAGAUCAACUCGCCAAGACGGACCCAGCUCAGACAGAGGAUAUCUUAGACCUUCCUCCUACAACCAAACUUGGAUAUGUCUGCUACCAAAGUCAGUGGGACCUCUCCGCUUCAGAACCGUCACUCAGGCCUCAAUCAAAUCCAACCUUUCCCCAAACUGGACCGUUCUGUGUUCAAAUUCCUGACAAGGACUUCUGCUCAGAAAAGACAAUAAAAAUCACUCAAGAAACUUGUGUGAAUGCCUCCAUUACCUUGGCCAGAAAUAUAACUGUCGAUUUCAUAGAUGGAACUAAGAUAAUUCAGUCUAAAAAUUCCAUACAACUGCAUACAGAGAUAACGCCAACGCUUCCUUCAAAUUGUAAAAAUCUCACUGUUGAAUACACCUGUUCAGAAACCGAUGAGUUUUAUACCGCCUCCAGACCCCUGUCCGAUCUGAAUCCCUUCACAAACUACGGCUGUACCGGUCGGCUGAAGAACAACAAUAUGUUCAUCCAUAAGACAACUCAACCUGUCUUGAUCGACGCCAGAUGUGAUCUCCAAAUCUAUCCAAGCCUGGAUGAAAUUACAAAUACGACCGCUGAGCUGAGAUGGACCUCGUCCAGUAAAUGUAACCCGUCAAUGAUUGGAAAUCUGUCUUAUAGGUGCAGUUGUAAAGGAGGAGACACAAAGAUUGUGGAGCCUGCCCGUUUGCAUCCCGAAGGAGGAAUGUGUCGUGUUACGAAACUUCCACCAUUCGAAGAAUUCACCUGUACAGUCGAGCCCACCUUUGAUGGCAAUGUUAUUCCCAAAUACACUGUUUCCAUAACAGGAAAAACAAAGCCAGGAAAACCAGAUACUUUUUACACCGUGACCGCGUCACUACCUGACAAUAACGUGAUUGAAGUAAUGAUCAGCUACUCCAAAUCCCAGUUUAAGGGUCCCAAGCCACAUUUCGAAAUACAACUUCUAAUUGCAGACAGUGUUAUCAAGGAAAUUAAGACAGAAACAGAAAAAGAAGUGAAACAUACAUUCGAUCAUCUGAGCUACUCAACAGAUUACAUUGUGAAGGUGUCUGCUUGCAAUAAAGUCCUCUGUAGCGACCCUGUGAAACACAAAGUUACGACUCGCUACUUUGGCAAAGCUCUCAUUAGGUUUCUGAUCUUCCUCAUCAUCCUCACGUCCAUUGCUCUUCUUCUGGUCCUCUACAAGAUCUACAAGCGCAGAAAGUCCCAGUAAGGAUGCUUCUUAGUUUUAUUUCUGAUUUUUACUAAAUCAAACUAAGAAGCUGCAGAGGGGGUGUUUCUACUUAUUUGGCGAUGCAUCGUCAUAUAAACAAGGACAUUGUCUUUCUUUUGCAUUUCCCCUUGGUUUUAUUCAUUGUUUUAGUUUUUUUUUUUUAUUUUACUUUUGUUUAAAUACACGUUGAAACCAUGUUCUGUGCAGACACUACUGCUGCCUGUGAAGUCUGAGCAGUUGAUUAUAUGUGAAUUUGAACAGAAGAAGUGAACCAUAGUUAUUGGUCCAAACCCCUAAAUCCACACAACAGUGGUGAAAUCCAACGACUUUAUCUGUGAAUAUUAGAAAAAAAAGGGGGCUACUUCUUUGCUGGGACCCGGUUCUGGUGCAGGAAUGUACCUGUGGGAUUUAACGAGUCUUUUCCAGGCUGAUUUACUUAGAUAAAGACAUUUCUCCUCCUCUCUACUUGUUCUCAUUUGUUGUGGUCCAGAUUUAAGGAGUGAGCUGUAAGUAAAGGAAGUAGUUAAUUCAUGUGGCAAUUUUUCAAGUUUAUUCACCCUGAAGAAGGAAUCUCCUCUCCUCUCUCUUUUUGUGUUUCAUCCAGUACUGAAGUUAUGGUUUGUUGUGCAAAUUAUAAAUACACCUGGAGGUAUUGGUUGAUUUUUAUGCUGUAGAAAAAACUUAUUUGACCUAAGGGAAUAAAUAUA